This is a messenger RNA of Erigeron canadensis, 714 nucleotides long. RefSeq names its product oil body-associated protein 2C. The record is from RefSeq and is a predicted model, not a curated record. NCBI's taxonomy places the organism in Eukaryota, Viridiplantae, Streptophyta, Magnoliopsida, Asterales, Asteraceae. Bases 1 to 714 code for a protein of 237 amino acids. The transcript has 4 exons.
AUGGCUUCAACAACAACAGAUGAUAUUGAGAAGAAUGGGAAAGGGCUGUCGGUUGGGCAACAAAUAGUGAACAAAGGUGCUGAAAUGUUGCAAUCCUUUAAACCCAUAAAUCAGAUGAGUCAACAUACUUGUACUUUUGCCUUGUAUAGCCAUGACAUGUCUCGCCAAAUUGAGACGCACCACUUUGUCACAAGGCUUAACCAAGACUUCCUUCAGUCUGCUGUUUAUGAUUCCGACUACUCGAAUGGACGUCUCAUUGGAGUAGAAUACAUAGUUUCGGAUACCAUCUUUGAAAAACUGCCACCUGAAGAGCAAAAACUCUGGCACUCCCAUGCCUACGAGGUAAAAUCUGGGCUUUGGGUGCACCCACGAAUGCCAGACAUGGUUGUCAUGCCCGAGCUGAAAAACAUAGCCAAAACUUAUGGCAAGUUUUGGUGCACUUGGCAAACCGAUAGAGGUGAUCAGCUUCCAUUAGGGCCGCCAUCGUUGAUGAUGUCCCCACAAGCGGAAGGGGAAGGAGUGGUGAACCCGGAGUUGGUUAAGAAGAGAGAUGACAAGUAUAAUGUGUCAAAAGAUGAUUCGAUGAAAUCGAGGAUCGAGAUUCCCGAGCCAGAGUGGAUCAACCCGAUUGCUGAUAACUGGAGACAACAUAAGAAAUGUUUUCAAGUGGAUGUAGAAAGCACGGAGAUGAAGAAACUGACUGAUUUCCCAUGA